Molecule: messenger RNA, 2557 nt
Organism: Triplophysa rosa
Lineage: Eukaryota; Metazoa; Chordata; Actinopteri; Cypriniformes; Nemacheilidae
Gene: tpp1
Product: tripeptidyl peptidase I
Exons: 13
Coding region: 100-1770 (556 amino acids)
Biological process (GO): central nervous system development; proteolysis
Molecular function (GO): tripeptidyl-peptidase activity; serine-type endopeptidase activity
Source: RefSeq, a predicted model, not a curated record
AAAUGAUCAGCUGAUGCUCACGUGACUGUCACAUGAUUAACGCAUUCACGCCUGACAUUGGUGGUGUUUUCCAGAUCAUCUUACGUGAAUACAAGAAUAAUGCGGCUUGUUUUGUUUCUGAGCUGCAUUUGGCUGGUCUGUGGGGAGCUGCUGGAGCCAGAUCAAGAUGCUUCUGUUCCCGAGGACUGGAUCCUCGUCGAACGGGUCAAACCUUUGGAAGAAUUGGAGCUCACGUUUGCGCUGAAGCAGCAAAAUGUGGAUCAUUUGAAAGAGUUACUGAAACAAGUGUCAGACCCAGAUUCACCGCAAUACGGGAAGUAUUUAAGCUUGGCAGAAGUAGCUGCUCUUGUACAGCCUUCGCAACUGACCGAGAAAGCAGUGCAGAAUUGGCUUCAGAGUCAUGGGGUCAAAAACUGUUACACGGUUGUAACCCGUGACUUUCUUCAGUGUGCCAUGACUGCUCAGGUUGCAGAAGCAUUACUCCCUGGCACAAAAUUUCGCCGCUAUAAUAAAGACGGGCAGUCUUUGUUGAGGUCGACCUCUCUAUACUCCGUUCAUGAAGAUGUGUUUCAGCAUCUAGACUUUGUGGGUGGUGUUCACCGCUUUCCACCACUCGGAAGGGUUGUCGGUAAAGGCUUCAAAGGAACGCAGCAAUCGGCGUUAUGGUAUCACUUGGGCGUUACACCAUCCGUCAUCAGGAGUCGCUACAACCUUACAGCUAAAGAUGUGGGCACUGCUUCAAACAACAGUCAGGCUGUGGCACAGUUCUUGGAGCAGUAUUACCACCCCGCAGACCUGGCUGAGUUUAUGAGUCUGUUUGGUAGAGGAUUCACGCACAUGUCAGCCGUAGAGCGGGUCGUGGGCACUCAGGGUGGCGGGAAGGCCGGCAUUGAAGCUAGCUUGGACGUGGAGUACAUCAUGAGCAGUGGAGCAAACAUUUCCACAUGGGUCUUCACCAAUCCAGGCCGUCAUGAGUCCCAGGAGCCAUUCCUUCAGUGGAUGCUAAUGCUCAGCAACAUGUCUGCUGUGCCUUGGGUCCACACCAUCAGCUAUGGGGAUGAUGAAGACAGCCUUUCUGUUGCUUAUAUGAACCGCAUCAACAUUGAGUUCAUGAAAGUGGGACUCAGAGGGAUCUCUAUGCUCUUCGCCUCUGGUGACAGUGGAGCUGGGUGUAGACAUCUAACCAAAGAAAGAAAUACCUUUAGGCCUAGUUUUCCUGCAUCCAGUCCAUAUGUGACCACAGUGGGCGGGACUUCUUUCCAGAAUCCGUUUAAAGUCACGUAUGAGGUUACUGAUUACAUCAGUGGGGGUGGCUUCAGUAACGUGUUUUCAAUGCCAGAUUAUCAGACUGGUGCGGUUGGAAAAUAUCUGAAGAGUGUUCAGCCUCUACCACCACAGACGUAUUUCAACACUAGUGGCCGAGCCUAUCCAGACCUAGCAGCGCUCUCUGACAAUUACUGGGUUGUUACCAACCGUUUGCCCAUCCCAUGGGUUUCCGGAACUUCAGCUUCAACUCCAGUAGUAGGAGGAAUUCUUUCUCUCAUAAAUGACCAUCGCUUCCUGAAGGGUCUACCUUCUUUAGGAUUUCUCAACCCUCGCCUUUACAAAUUGCAGGGUAAAGGCCUUUAUGAUGUAACCGAGGGAUGUCACCUGAGUUGUAUGGAUGAUAAAGUUGAAGGAAAGGGUUUCUGUGCCUCUCCUUCAUGGGAUCCAGUAACAGGAUGGGGAACACCCAACUACCCUGUUCUUCUCGCAGCUCUGAUGGAUUGAGCCACUGCCUGUUAAAUGAAAUUGCAUAAAUUCCACCAACUUUAAGGAAAACUUUUGGCAGAUUUGUUUUUGUUACUUUGCAGAAGCAUUUAUACUAUAUUAUAUCACUGAGAUUUCAUAAACUGUUGCGAACAGUUGUGAAGUCUUUCACAAAACAACAUUCUUACCAUGUAAAGGGAACCUUUCAUUAGUUCAUCCCACACAGUCCCUCUUCCUGUUAAACAGGACAUAUAACUUUAAUUCUUUGAGAGGAGUUUGAUUGGCUCAGAACAAGUUUUAGUGAUUGUUGGUGCAUACCACGUUCAAGAACAUAAAAGAUAAUAUCACAAAUACUGUCAAAUAUUUAUAAAUCUUAGCUUCAGUGCCCAUAGACUUCCCAUUUGUCAAAGGACUAAACAGAUCAAUUAAACUCUGAAGUGCAAUAUUUUCUAAUUUUAGCUUUAAAAUCCAUGAUAACAGAUGCCUUCAUCAUAAACUUGAGUUUAAACGUUGAAGCUUGUAAUAAAGUCAGACAAAUUAUUGAAUAUGAGAGCUGCCUAAACCAAUUUGUACUCUUUAUUGGGUUUCUUUGUAAAGAGAUCCUCAGGGAUUUAAUGUUGAAUGGAAUGUGCUAUAGAUAGAUAACUAGAUGGUUGGUGUGACAAAAUGUUUUCUACUGAAGUGCACUGAAUGUUGAUUUUGUUAAAAGAUGCAUUGUCUCAAGGAUUCUCUCGAAAAGGUACAUGAAUGUUUUUAAGAUCAAUGAUGUUUCUUUUCUAUGAAGGAAGAAAUAAAGUUUUAUUUUAAA